Spodoptera littoralis (African cotton leafworm) is the source of this 1320-nucleotide messenger RNA. The record is from the annotation of a GenBank genome assembly. NCBI's taxonomy places the organism in Eukaryota, Metazoa, Arthropoda, Insecta, Lepidoptera, Noctuidae.
AUGUUGGAUUUGGAAAUCGUCCCUGAACGCUCUCUGGGCUGUGAUGCCUGGGAAUUCGUUCUAGGGAUGCAUUUCUCCCAGUCAGUGGCCAUCAUUCAAAGUCAAGUGGGCACAAUAAGAGGAGUACAAGUACUUUAUAGUGAUCAGAAUCCAUUGUCAGUAGACCUAGUAAUAAAUAUGCCGCAAGAUGGCAUCCGGUUAAUAUUCGAUCCGGUUGCCCAGCGACUUAGGGUUAUAGAAAUCUACAAUAUGAAAUUAGUUAAGCUUAGGUAUAGUGGCAUGUGCUUCAACUCGCCCGAGAUCUCCCCCUCCAUAGAGCAGGUGGAGCACUGCUUCGGGGCGACACACCCCGGUCUGUAUGACUCCCAGCGACAUCUGUUCGCGCUCAACUUCAGAGGACUCUCCUUUUAUUUCCCAGUCGAUAGCAAAUUUGAGGAUAUGUUUUUGUUCCAGCCUGGGUACGCCCACGGGCUGGGCUCCCUACAGUUCCCUAACGGAGGCUCUCCAGUCGUGUCGCGAAGCACUAUCUACUACGGAUCUCAACAUCAGCAAGCUAGCAGCAGCAGCCCGGGCGGUGUAUGCGGCGCACCGCUCCCCGAGCUCCCUCUCUCUUGUUACCGCCACCAGCUACACCUGCGGCGCUGCGAUGUACUGCGCAGCGCUACGGCCACGCAAGGACUGCGACUGCAUAUGUUUACUGAAGGCCCUGGCCGAUCCCUCUCAGAAGGCGGCGCGGGUCGUUCAGUUUGCCGUGUGGUUCGCUUCGGUAGCUCGGCGCAGCGUGUGUGCGCUGCACUAGGCGCUCCGGCUCGAACGUAUUACAAAGCUGACGACAAGAUGCGCAUACAUCGCCCCACCGCUCGUAGGCGUCCGCCGCCAGCUUCUGAUUACUUCUUCAACUACUUCACUUUAGGAUUGGACAUAUUAUUCGACGCACGUACUCACCAGGUGAAGAAGUUCGUGCUCCAUACGAACUACCCGGGACACUACAACUUCAACAUGUACCAUCGGUGCGAGUUCGAACUUACUGUGCAGCCUGAUAAAUGCGACACGAACUCGUUAGUAGAGAGUCGCGGCGCUGUGUGUAUCACUGCGUACAGUAAGUGGGAGGUCGUGUCGCGGGCACUGCGCGUGGCGGAGCGGCCCGUCGUACUCAACCGGGCCUCCUCCACCAAUACCACCAACCCAUUCGGGUCCACCUUCUGUUAUGGAUACCAGGAUAUUAUUUUUGAGGUGAUGUCAAACAACUAUAUAGCAUCGAUCACGCUGUACCAGCCCGAGGGCUCGCGGCCGCGUUACGCUGUCAACUCCAUCGCGUGA